Molecule: messenger RNA, 1531 nt
Organism: Sitophilus oryzae (rice weevil)
Lineage: Eukaryota; Metazoa; Arthropoda; Insecta; Coleoptera; Curculionidae
Product: anther-specific proline-rich protein APG-like
Exons: 2
Coding region: 263-778 (171 amino acids)
Source: RefSeq, a predicted model, not a curated record
AAUAGGUCAAACAAAAGUGUUCGAGACAAUAUACACCCUUCAGGUUUACUAAUAUUAAACAUAUUUUUACUGAUUUUGUAUUUAUGAAUAAAAUUUCGUGGAAAAAAUAAUCAUUUUUAUUUUUAACAUUUCAACUGUGCAAGGUUUCUUUGCAAUAUAUAGAAAAGUAUUUGUGGACAGUUUUAUUUCAAGUCUGAACAUUAUUUUAGCUACAAUUUUUUGUACAACUCUAAAGGUUUUUACUUCCCAACAAACUAGCAAGAUGUUCACGUUGUGGUACACAAUUUUGACCUAUAAAGAAUACCGCGAUACAGUAUUGGAAAAGCUACGGUCGAAAAAGCCCCAACCAAAAGAAACGGCCAUUGUAUGCCCUCUUCCCCCUAAAAAGAGCGAGCCAACUCCCAAAAUACCAGUUGCCAUACCUACCAAACCUGUCCCUCCACCCCCCAGUCCGAAAACAACAACUCCAACUCCUCCAAAGUCUCCGACGCCUGCAGCUGUUCCACAGUUCAAGCCGAUCCCAUCGCCAGCUGUCCAGCCUGCCUCUCCCAAGCCGGAAUCGCCGCAACCUGUCCAGAAACUUGACCCUCCACCCAAACCUCCACGUUCUCCAUCGCCCCAUCCAAUCAGGGCUGAGGCCUUCGACGAUAUCGAUUACGAAGAAGAGAGCGAGGAGAGCAGUGAGCCUGAAGAAGAAGAUUCGGUCCUGGCUACGCCCCAGAAGAAGCCAGUCGCUAAAAACGUCAACGACUUCAUCAAUAGAGAGAAAAACAAUUAAAUGUUACGAAAAGUUUAAACGAAAAUCUCCUCUUUGUUUAAAAAUGAUCAAGAGGUUUUGCGAUUGUUCUUCCCAAAUGAUAUUAUGUAUAGUUUAUACAAUACAGGUUGAAACAAUUUGAUAAGUAGCAAUCUGGAAUUAUCUUUUAGACAAAAAUACUAUCAGGAAGAUUAGGGGAUAACAGUGGAGACCUUGAUAACAGUUUAUAUGUCCCCAUUGCUACUUUUCAAGUUGUCACCCUGUAUAAUUUAUAUACUAUGAGUUUAGAAAAAAAGAGCUAAUAAUGAAAUUUUACAUAAAGCGUAAUUUUUAUGUACAACCUUCCUAAUUAUUGGUGAUGUUUGAAUAGCAUGAAGAAAUAUUAUUUAAAAAUAUCUGUAAUACUUAUUUAUUUAUUUAUUUUGCAUGAUGCUUCAGUGUAGAAUUGUUGAUAUAUUUUAAAAUCUUUAUUUCUAUAUUGUUUUGCAAUGUUAUAUCCACCUAGAUGAUAAGGUUAUGCAAUGUUUCUGUAGCUUUUUCAAAUUUUGCAUGACUUUUUCGGUCAAUGUUGAAGAUGUCAGUAAAAAGAGUUGCCAAUAUCAAUAUAGAAAAAUCUGAUAUUUUAUUUAUAUUGAUAUUUUUUUAAUUUUCUUAUAGGUAUAUUUUUUCUUGAUUAAUUGAUAUUGGUGUAUUAUACAUCAUUUUUUAAAAAGUGUAUAUUAUGUUAUAUUUGAGACAAUCCAAGUUGUUAUAAAUAAAAAAUACUUUAAAAUA